Molecule: messenger RNA, 861 nt
Organism: Phaeoacremonium minimum UCRPA7
Lineage: Eukaryota; Fungi; Ascomycota; Sordariomycetes; Togniniales; Togniniaceae
Product: putative fad nad -binding domain-containing protein
Exons: 1
Coding region: 1-861 (286 amino acids)
Source: RefSeq, a predicted model, not a curated record
AUGCAACAGGCUUUAGAUGGCGAUGAUUCUGUUCAACGCACACUAGCCUUGCGUAAAGACCCUCGGGCAUCUCAGUUCCCCAUGGGAGAUUACCCCUGGCUCAUGCAAGAACUCUCUUCGGCGCUGGAGAUGGAUAUAUCUCCACCGGUGGGUGAGACCCCUCCGUUGCCGCAUAAUGGCAAGGGCUUGAAUGUUUUAACGCCAGCCCGGUACCCAUCGAAGCGUCUAACUGAGGCUCAACAAGCUGAAGUCUCCAAUGCCUUGCAGCAGACCUAUAACACUGCAAUAGCUGGUCUCACCGAGGGCAAGUUUGUCGCCAAGGCAGUUUUCCGGUCUCUGCUUGGAGAAUGGAGUCUCGAAAGGGACUUGAAUAGUCGGCUGCCUAGCCACCCAAGUGGUCACUUCAGUGGCACAGCAAAGUUUCUACUUAGGAAAGGCACGAAGGAUGGAAGAGAAAACUUCAAAGGUGACCUCGGCCAGGAGUAUCUGUAUAUAGAAGACGGCGAUUUCAAGGCAUCAAAUGGGAUGACAUUCCGCGCUACGAGAAGAUACAUCUGGCGAUACGAUGACGCUACCGAUACCUUGAGUGUGUGGUUCACGAAACCAGAAGACCAGAAGAUGGCGGACUACCUCUUUCAUCAAGUCGAAUUUGUUGUCCCACCUCCCGGCGAAGCUGGCGAUGAUAGUCAAGGAUGGGAAGCGAAUGCUGGCCAUCUGUGCAUUGAGGACUUUUAUAACGUCAAGUACAACUUCGCAUUCAAUGCAGUCAACCUGAAAGAAUGGAGUAUAGGAUACACGGUUAGUGGGCCGAAGAAAGAUUACACGAUACAUGGAGUUUACGAGAGGGCCUCCCGUUCCUAA